AUGGCUUCCAAAUCCACUUCCACAACUCGUCCAGCGCAACCCCGCCGAACCACUAAACGGGGAGCCUUCAUCGAUGCCCUCUGGCAUUGCGAUUGUGAACCACGACUGCCCGCAGACAAGUUCCAGGUCAAAAACGGCGGCAAGAAUCAUGGAAGGUGGUUCUACACAUGCCAAAAGCCCCAACACAAACGCUGUGGCUUCUUCUUAUGGUCCGAUGAUGCAAAAGUCCGCGAGGAGGCCGCUGUCCUGAACAACUCUCGUUCGGAAUACCCACCUCUACCUCAGACCCCCCGCAAACCCAACCCUGUUGUUCCCCCAACCCCAGAAACCAACAGGAGACCAGAUGAUGUCUACCAAAGCUUCCCAAGUCUGGACAAGAAGGUUACCCCCAUAGCUCGUAAUGAUAGUUUCGGAUGGUCCUCCAGCGAUGACGAGAGUCUUCUCAAGGCCGAACAAGAAUUUCUCCUGCAACGACCUCCCUUCGAGACUCCACGCAAAGCUGCUCGCACAACUGCCCUUUCCUCACCAGGAAAGCGGACUCAUGGCGAUAUGGAUGCCAAAUCUGGUAUUGAUGAACAGUGGCCCUUGAGUGACGAUGUGUUCGCAACGCCUUCGACUUCAUAUCCUGCCUUAUCAACCGGCUUGUUAUCCCCCUCCUCCGCAGCUGCCAAGCAACUUUCACAACCAGUUCUUGGUGAGAAUACAGGUGAAUAUUCUGCCCUGACCAUGGAAGUUAUGGCUAUCUUGCGGGGAGUGUCUCUCAGUUCCGAGACUGAGAAGAAGCUGGUUGACGUCCUCGAUAAGCAUGAUUUGCGCACCCAGGGAAUCGUUAAAGGUCGAGACAUUACACGAGUUGCAGUUCAGACCAAAGAAACGAAGAUUGCAGAACUCCAAGCCCGCAUUUCAGUGUUAGAAGCAGAGAGGGAGACUAAUCGCACCGUAAUCUCACUCAUGAAGCACGAUAUCGCUACAUCACCCAAGAAGGGUCCUCCCAGGAAGGUCCCCCUAAAUCGGCGAUCGGAAGUGUGA
Molecule: messenger RNA, 1029 nt
Organism: Exophiala bonariae
Lineage: Eukaryota; Fungi; Ascomycota; Eurotiomycetes; Chaetothyriales; Herpotrichiellaceae
Exons: 2
Coding region: 1-1029 (342 amino acids)
Molecular function (GO): zinc ion binding
Source: RefSeq, a predicted model, not a curated record